This is a messenger RNA of Haliotis rubra (blacklip abalone), 1915 nucleotides long. RefSeq lists its product as uncharacterized. NCBI's taxonomy places the organism in Eukaryota, Metazoa, Mollusca, Gastropoda, Lepetellida, Haliotidae. Bases 1 to 1863 code for a protein of 620 amino acids. The transcript is spliced from 9 exons. The record is from RefSeq and is a predicted model, not a curated record.
AUGACUGAGGAACAAAUUGUCCAGGAACUCUCCCAGCAGUCUGUCACAGCCGUGAAGAGAUUCACUAACAAGAAGGAAGGUGUGAUACAGUGGGUAUCUGUAUCGGAUGGUGUUGUCGUGGACACGUCUCCCCCAGAACCACAGGCCGUUGCAUACUUGGGAGACAACCUGGUGAAAAAUCCCUCGUUUGAGAUACAACAUGAACUUGAGAAUUCAUCGACAUGUAAUGACCGUCUUCCCGAGUACUGGCAGACUGACAACUAUUCGUGUAUACACAUCAUUACAUCCGAGCGUCAAUUAGCCAGACAUGGUAGCAGCUAUGUUGUAGUCAGCGGAUCUGUUCUCCAGGCAGCUCGGGAGGAAUCAGCUCAACUUACUAUUAACACAAAGUCAAGAUCCAUGGUGAUGGCGGUUGAUCACGUGACACUUCAGAGCAUCACCUAUAGUGGACAUGACGGCACUGUAGACACAGAGAAGCACGUGGAUGUGAACGCCGUGUUCCUGCCUCACUGGUCGUCCCUGCAUGUGUCCUGGCAUUCACCAUGUUCCCCCAUCACCAUGUACCAGUGGGCAGUAGGUGAGUCCCCAUCACCAUGUUCCAGUGGGCAGUACCAGUGGGCAGUAGUGGGCAUAGUAGGUGAGUCCCCCAUCACCAUGUGUCAGUGGGCAGUAGGUGAGUCCCCCAUCACCAUGUACCAGUGGGCAGUAGGUGAGUCUCCCAUCAUCAUGUUCCAGUGGGCAGUAGGUCUUGUGGAAGGCGGUACACAGUUACAAGGCUUUACGAACGUUGGUAGAAACCCUCAAGGAACACUUUCUGCCAAGAAGCUGACGCACAACUCCAGACUGUAUGUGUCGGUACUCGCCACUAACGCUGCCGGCCUGACAUCACUGACCAGAGCAGACCCCCUGACGGUGGACAUGACACCACCAACUAUACAAGAAGUCAACGAUGGUUCAGGUGUGGAUACAGAUUUCCUAUCACCAGGGGACAUGGCAGCCAACUGGGCUGUGGAAGAUGAAGAGUCAGAUUCCAUCAGCUGUGACGUCGCUAUAGGACACACCCCAGGAGAUGACGAUGACCGUCGGUUUGCUAGAACUAACCAUGGAGUACGAUAUAUCAGGUGGAAUCUGACUGAUCUGGUGAUCUCAUCCAGUGUGAAGGUGUACACGACAGUACGUUGCUAUAACAAGGUCGGGCAGGUCUCCGAGUCUUCAUCUAAUGGCGUGGUUCUCGUGUCCGGUGAGGACAUGGCAUCUGUUGCUGGCUUCAAGGUCCUGGAGGAGAGUCCGUCUGUGUUCUCAGACAGAGACCAGUGUCACGUACCCCGAGACACUGUGAGACUUCAGUGGGAGGGAGGAGAAACCGAGACCCCUCACACCACCCUGGUUCGUAUCGAGGGAAGCAGUUUGCUGUACCAGCAGAGCGUCCCCAGUAUAUUCACAUACACAUCCGCCCAGCUGUGUAGCCUGAAGCUCAGCGACCUGACGACCUACAACAUCAGCGCCAUGCAUGUGCUGGACAAGGCUGGGAACCCGUCAGAAACAUCCAUCACCAUGCAUGGACCUCAACCAAGUCUGAACAAAGCUGCGAUGAUUUCGUCCAGGACGUCCGACAGGAUGACGACUCUGUCCUGGCCGGGCCUGUUCACCUCCCCCUGGGGCCAGCUGGUGUAUGAGGUGAUGGUGGGCAGGGUGGAGGGUGGGGCAGAUAUAGUGGACGGGCUGCUGACCCGUCAGGAACAGAUGGUCCUCAACCUGUCCUCGCACCCUCAAACUGUCACUGACGUUUAUGUCUCCAUAACAGCCAUUGAUGCGUGUGGAUACACUGCUUACUACUCACAGACUGUGGAUGUCGGCUCGUGAUUCCAGUUGAUACGGGAAAGUGUAAAUCGUGAAUACAUAGUUCCUCAUUAGA